Molecule: messenger RNA, 3654 nt
Organism: Brassica napus (rape)
Lineage: Eukaryota; Viridiplantae; Streptophyta; Magnoliopsida; Brassicales; Brassicaceae
Product: putative ubiquitin-conjugating enzyme E2 38
Exons: 6
Coding region: 250-1572 (440 amino acids)
Molecular function (GO): ubiquitin conjugating enzyme activity
Source: RefSeq, a predicted model, not a curated record
AAGGUAAAAGUAUGAAUUAACUAUAUGUAAUUGUCUUACGCAGAUUUUUAGAUCUUGUAGUUAUUGAACGAAACUUGCCAAGAUUUAAAGAAGGAAGUUGACUCGUUGUUUACAAGUGUUGAAAGAAAUAGAGAAAUCUGGACUCUUCAGGAGACAGUGGGAAUGUGGAGAGACCUAAUAUUAUUUCCUUGACAUCUUUUGCUAUAAAUCGAAAGAUAAUUUGUCAUCUCUUUUCAGUUGUGAAACAGAAUGAAUCAACCUUGGCGAAUUUCGGCAAUGGAUCCCGACGUGGUGGAGAUCUCCCCUCCUCCAAUAGCUUCGGGUUCGAGAACUCGAAAACCCAGACAGGCUGUAAUUUCUGAAGUGAUUGAUGUGGAAGAAUAUGAAUUCCGCAACAAUGUUGCUGAUAAGAAGAACAAAGGAAAAGCUAUACAAGAUACAUCUUCUUUUGAUCAUAAACCAUUUAGUCAUCUAGCUAGUGAAGCCGUGCCGAUGGAGCUUGAUGACUACGCAAUGUUUCAAGCCAUCCUAAAUUCUCAUAAUAUCCCGACUGAUGUAGAAGUGGUGAUGUCUACUCAACCUAGGUCUCAUAAUAUAGCGAUGGUGCCAUCUCUUCAUUCAGGACCUUUUAAAGUUGAUAAUUGUGCUACCUCUUCUCGCCUUAUAGCGGCUGAGGUUAUUUCUUCAGCUCAGGCUAAUUUUCUGCGAGACUUUAAAAGAUUUGACACUGUUGAUGAUUUCUCGGAUCAUCACUUUGCUUCCCAGGGAAAAGCUUCAAAGCAGCACGCAAAGGGUUGGGUGAAAAAGGUUCAAUCAGAUUGGAAGAUUCUUGAGAAUGAUUUGCCAGAGACGAUAUUUGUCCGAGCCUGUGAGUCAAGAAUGGAUCUUUUGAGAGCUGUAAUUAUUGGAGCCGAGGGAACUCCUUACAGUGACGGUCUUUUCUUUUUCGAUAUUCAGUUCUCAGACACCUAUCCUUCAGCGCCACCAAAAGUUCAUUACCAUGCCGGUGGGCUUAGAAUAAACCCGAAUCUAUACAAUUGUGGUAAAGUAUGCUUAAGUCUUCUCGGUACCUGGACUGGUAACACAAGGGAGAGUUGGAUUCCAGAGGAGUCCACAAUGUUACAGCUUCUUGUCUCAAUCCAAGCACUCAUCUUGAAUCAAAAACCAUACUUUAACGAACCUGGCUACGAGCAGAGCAAGGGGACUGAAUCAGGCGAGCUUGUUUCUGAAGCUUACAGUGAGAAUAUAUUCAUAUUGUCUUUAAAGACAAUGGUUUACAGCAUGAGAAAACCACCCAAGCACUUUGAAGAGUUUGUUCGCAGCCAUUACUUCAUGCGAGCUCACGACAUUGUGAAAGCGUGCAAUGCUUAUAAAAACGGAGCUCCUCUUGGAUCUAUGGUUAAAGGUGGUGUCCAAGAUGUUUCGGAAACUAGCAAGAGGGGCUCAGACAAGUUUAUGGCCGAAGUAGCUUGCUUUAUGAAGACAGUGGUGGAUGAGUUCGUUAAAUUAGGAGUCAAGGAGCUUCAAGAAAAGCAGAAACCACUGACUAAGAGAAGCAUAUUAUCGGGUUGAGCCAAAGCCACCAUUGUUUUAUGAUUUAUAUCUCAAGUUAACGGGGAAUGGAUAGUCUAUGUUGUUUUUCCAGAAAUGUCCUAGUGUAGGUAUGAUAAUUAAGCUUCUUAUGAAUAUUGAGAACUGAGAAAUAAAUUUACUUUUUUAGUUUAUAAAAUUAAAUUUUGAGUAUCAUAUGUUCUUUUAACAUUUGUAUUAUUAUAAGCUAAGAUUAUUUAUACGACACCCAUUGCGUUAUCACUAGAUAAGUAAUCGUUUGAUUUUAAUUCUUGAUUAUUUUAGGCCUAUUUUACCUUCAAACUUUUGUUAUUAAAUUUUUUAUUUACUUUUUUUUUUUUUUUUUUUUGUUUUUGGAACACAACUUUCGUUCAUCUAACUUUCUUCGGUACAAACAUAAGAGGGAAUUAUCCAUCCUCUUAAAUCAAAAGCAUAAACUACAAUAACAAACCAAAUUAAGAAAGAUAGAUCUUCAAAGGAAUAUAACUGCGAAUUCAAGACAAAGCUUGGAUGCGUCGAUAGAGCAUUCCCGACAAAAUCUGGCAGCUGAAACUUAGUCACAUAAUGUGACGUUGAAGGCCAACCCUCACCUUCGAGACAACACAUAGUAAUCUCGGUGGUUGCAUCUUCUGGCUCCGUACAGACCGCUACGCAAGAUAACAAACCGGUGGUAAAGUUGAAACUAAUGCUCAGCAACGCGGAGGAGACAUCUUCUUUCACAAGAAGAAUGUAUGGUAGAAAAGUACUCUCCUCCAGAGAAAAAAAAAAGAACGAAAUAAAUCCCGUCUCAAUGAGUCCACAUAUAAUAUCUUCUUAAAAAGAUGAUAUGCCAUUAUACGCAAGUUAAAGGCCCAGAUGAAUCCACCAGAAAUCCUUAUCAAAAAAGCCAAUACCAAUACCGCAUUUGUAAUUUAAAAAAAAUACCGUAGGUUUCAGGUUUGGAUGGCUGGUUUGUGGGCUAGCAAAUAUUGUAGACUUUGUAGUCCAUGCCCAACUAAAGGACACUCUCGGCCCAACCCUAGACAAACGUUUGAGUGGGUAUGACAGAAGUGAGAGCAGACACACGCCGGAGAUGGAUCUGCCGCCGCCAAAGGGAAGACGGUGCAUUUCAGAGCGUGGUGAGGUGGGACCUCCGGAGUAAACGAGUUCUUCAGCAAGACGCAGUGGAAGAGCGGUACGUCGGGUCUCCUCGGAAUCCCAGAGAAGAGGACCGUUAAAACAUGUGUUUGUCGAGCUGGAUCUGGUGAGAUUGGUCCGAGAGGAGCUCGUCUUUAGCAAGAAGUGUGCUAUCGGAACUGAAACCCUGCAGCACGGUGGAGUCCCAGCUACACAUGGUGAAAGAGUAUCACUAACAACUUGAUGCGGAAGAGACGGCAGAGCUGAUGGAAGACCAUGUCGACGAGACAUAGAUCUAGAGAUUCGAAGAUGGUUGAAGCUGACAGGCAUGAUGGCGAAGUGAGAAGACCCCCAAAAGACGAGUCUGGUGGUCAAAACACUAAAUUGAAAACUCCGAAGACGGAGCAGAGCAGAACACGAUGAGGAACAAGCAGAAGAGGGUGACGAGCACUGGACGGAGCAGAGGGCCCGAUGCCGGCGGCCGGAGGUCUCACCGGCGUCGAGGAAAAUGGAGGCUGGCGGCUCCUCGGUAAUAGUGCCUGAAAGAGUUUGAAAUUAGGGCGAACAAGACACCUGAUGUUUUUAAAUUUUUUAUUUACAUGAAUAUUUAUUAAUACAAUUUCUAACUUAGCAAAAAAAUGUAAGAAAUAAUCUAUUGAUGGAGAAGUCUAUCACAUGAAACAAUUGUCUUUGAUUAUAAGCAAAUUUUCUUAUUAUUAUGAUGUACAAAUUGGUGGUUGUGAUAGAAUAUCUACUUAUUAAUUCUUUUAUAAAAUAGUGUUUUUGGUUGAUUUAGUAUCGAACACCGAUAAUCAAUGAUAAAUAUCAUGAUUGUGAUUGAUGGAAUGAGAAGAGGUUAGCACUUUUAUUUUAUUUGGAGAAGGUUGUCGAAUAAGUAACUAGGUAGAUACCCGCGCCUAGAGUGAAAGUGUAUGAAAAGUAAUAAAAUUUAAUUUAAGUUUCCGUAGA